AUGAUUGUGGUUUUUGACGAUCGGUUAUCUUACCUCCAGGACAUCUCUGUAGGCGUUCUUCAGGCUUGUUUAAUCUUUGGACUACUUGCCUUCCUUGCACUGCCUCUGUCAAUGGCUUUUGUGGGGAUGAAGUUCCUGGAUAGUUGCCCUAUUCAGCCAUCGAUUCCUUUGUACUUGCUAGUUGGAGGAAUAAUCGGCAGUCUGAAGGUUACCCUCUUACUCUAUGAUUCUGCAAAAAUGAGGCAACUUCUUUCCAAAUCUGUUGUGAUUGGCGAUGACGAUGAUGAUGAAUAUCCAUGGCGACAAAAUCUUCACCGUUAUUACAUCCAUGUUACCCUCAGUCUGUUCCUGUUUGUGUGGUUUAUAUUGGGAAACUACUGGGUGUUCUCUACAUAUCUGCCCAAUUUUAUUCCACCUUUUCACCAGCCUCAGGAUUACUGUGAUAAAACUGUGUACAUCUUCUCAGUGGUUGUUCUGGUCAUAAGUCACACGGUUCUAGGCCUUUUGGUUCUGUGCAGUUGCUGCUUAAUCUCUUUCUCAAAGCAAGGUGAUGAUUCAGAAGAGGAAUGA
This is a messenger RNA of Hemiscyllium ocellatum (epaulette shark), 570 nucleotides long. Its product is annotated as transmembrane protein 272-like. The coding region runs from base 1 to 570 and encodes 189 amino acids. NCBI's taxonomy places the organism in Eukaryota, Metazoa, Chordata, Chondrichthyes, Orectolobiformes, Hemiscylliidae. The transcript is spliced from 4 exons. The record is from RefSeq and is a predicted model, not a curated record.